AUGCUCAGAAACAAUAUAUUCGACUUGAACAGUUACAUCGAGGCUCGAAUUAGUUAUGCGAGAGUUCUGGAAAAACUUCAUACCAGGCAGGCUGGUGAGAAGCUGAUCAAGUUGCUGAAGAAGGCCCUGAUCAUGCGUCCGGAUGAACCUCACGUGAAUGUUUCUUUGAGGUCACUGUUGGGUCUCAUGUUCCGACUGAAGUCCGAUGACGAGACCUAUAAGUUUAUGAGACAAUACAUCAGCGCUCUCGCGGUCAAAUACAGACCCCUUAAUGAACGCCCCAGGGACUACAACAAGAUGAACGCAUUGAAUGACCUUGAGGUAAUCCGAAGGACUCCAUCUUCCCUGAUUCUGCAUGUGGCAUUUGUGAUACUGAAACUGAGAGUGAUAGCACAAUUGCAGGACAUACCCAAGGUUGCCGGUACGAAAGACAGAAUCGUACCAAAGGAGCUAAAAGAUGAGGCUCAUUUCGGGUUCUUGAAUGCCAUCACCACCACAGAAGAUGACAGAUGCAUCAUCCGCGAAGCCGGUUAUGAGCGCCUUCUCGUACGCCUAAACGAGCAAGUCCGUAUGCUGAUACUCGAUGUUCAUCGGUGUAACCAGCAGACUUGGGAGUAUCUCAUGGCCAAGGAGGUCCCUGCUAACAUGUUUGAAUCUCAAGAAAACUCGAACUCUCACAUUUUCAUUCGUAUGCAGUUGCGUGAGCCUUUUGAAAAGACUCCCGGUGCCGUGCGGUUCGUCGAAGGCUUCUUCGUCGAGAAUCAGAUACCGACGAGCCUCGAAAUCAAGAAUGAACCUAAUCAGUGGGAGGACAUUUCGCUAUAUGACAUUUCUAUGGAGCAGGACGAUUCAGACUGA
Messenger RNA from Aspergillus affinis, 858 nucleotides. RefSeq lists its product as uncharacterized. The record is from RefSeq and is a predicted model, not a curated record. The transcript has a single exon. Lineage: Eukaryota; Fungi; Ascomycota; Eurotiomycetes; Eurotiales; Aspergillaceae. Bases 1 to 858 code for a protein of 285 amino acids.